AUGCAACGCAUUCUCACUCUUUUUUCCUCAGUCAUUCACUCCGAAAUCGUACGGACACAAUCUACUCCUUCUGUCCCCCUACCUGAAACGUUUCACACGGGGGAUGAUUUCCGCCGUUGGGCUCGGGCGGCCCAGGACUAUAUCGAACUUGUUCCGACAUCAGACCGCAGAAUUGUGCUACUGUCCCUCAUUGAGGGCGAGGUCAAUGAUAUUGUGCGCGAUGAAGGUGUACUCGAUGUGCCCAUCACCCCAGAAACCUUCCAGAGACUUCGGGAUUGUCUCACAGAUCGCCUCUAUGCAGCGGAAUUCGUUCAUCAUUUCCAAAUCUUCAUCCAACUCCCUGGCGAACGGCUGGCCUCGUUUGUUCGUGCACUUCGUCGCCUAGCAGUGAAAGCAUUCCCGGACACUGACUCCAUCGACCGCGACGCGAAGGUGCUCACGCAGAUUCUGGUGAGUACGCGGGAUCCACCGGUGAGACGCCGCUUCCUCCUCAACUCACCACCUAUCGUAGCGGCAGCAUUGGACGCCGCCCGGCGCCUGGAACAGGUUGAGGCUGUACUCAGUCGCGAUCAGCUACCCGAAGCACCAACAAUCGCCUCCGUUAGUAGCUGUCGCCCGCAACGUCCCUUCCGGCCGCGUUACAACCAAGGCCGCCCGUGGUACCCAUCACGCCAACCUCUUCCCACAUCUCGGACGUCGCUCACGAAUUGCUACUACUGCCAGCGGUUCGGAACCGACGCAGGAGCAUGUGGCCAUAACCGCCCCGGUGAGUCCACCAUUUCUCUGUGUGCGUGCCAUACUUCUUUGUUGUCCUCGGUUCCCGUCAUUGAUAUUAAUGCCUGGGACACUCCAACUACUGCCCUCGUCGACACUGGAGCAGAGUGUUCCUUGAUUUGCAUUGACGUGGUUCCCGCCCAAGCACCUCGUCGUCAAUCCCCACAUCUUCGACUCAUUGCAGCGAACGGUACUCCCAUGCUGAUUCGGGGUCAAACCACGGUACCAGUUGCCAUGGGGGUACUGAAGACCCAUCACCCAAUGAUCAUUGUGUAUAAAAUUCCGUGGCCUGCUAUCCUGGAAAUUAACUUCCUCUAUGAUCAGAAUGCCCAGCUCCAUAUUGGCUCAGACAAAAUCCCCAUAGGACCCCAAGUAUUUCGCAUUGACCACCACCACAACCCCAGAGGGCUCGUCUCCAACGUCGCCAAGGUUCCCACGUUCGGCCGAUCACCGAAUGAUCACCUAUCAAAUUACAUUGAUAAACUACUAGUCGAGUUCCCGGAGAUUUUGGCCCACAGCAGCACCGACAUAGGCCGCCCUAAGCUCGUCCGCCACCGCAUCGAAACUGGUAACGCUCCCUCCCGAUCCGCACCCCACCAAAGAGGCUCUCUAUACAUUGCCAGCAAGAGGUUCACAAGCUGA
This is a messenger RNA of Echinostoma caproni, 1416 nucleotides long. Lineage: Eukaryota; Metazoa; Platyhelminthes; Trematoda; Plagiorchiida; Echinostomatidae. The record is from the annotation of a GenBank genome assembly.